This is a messenger RNA of Malania oleifera, 5032 nucleotides long. RefSeq names its product ABC transporter G family member 29-like. The record is from RefSeq and is a predicted model, not a curated record. The coding region runs from base 267 to 4802 and encodes 1511 amino acids. Gene Ontology annotation, cellular component: membrane. Lineage: Eukaryota; Viridiplantae; Streptophyta; Magnoliopsida; Santalales; Ximeniaceae. The transcript is spliced from 23 exons. Gene Ontology annotation, molecular function: ATP binding; ATP hydrolysis activity; ABC-type transporter activity.
AACUACUUUCCCAGUUCUCUCCUCUACACAAGAGAGGGCGAGACUAGGGAGCCCGAGAGAGAACCAUUCUCUGAUUUUCAAGAGGAAAAUGUUGGUACUCAUGUAAUUGCAGUACAGGGAGUUAGCAUAAAAUUCAUUCUCCAACACACUCUCUCUCUGUCUCUCUGUCUUUCUCUCAAUUCCGAAGGAGAUAGCGAGCUGAACUUCACAUCCUUCAUAACACCGACACUAAAGAUAAGAAGAAGAAGAAGAACGAGAAGAAGAAAAUGGAGGGAGAGAAAGUGUGGGACACAGCGCAGGUGAUGAGUCGGAACAUGAGCAGAAGCUCCAGUAGACGGAGCACGAGUAGGCGGCACUGGAGCGUGGAGGACGUGUUCGUCGGUUCGGCGAGGUCCAGACAGAGCGCUCGCGCCGACGAAGACGAGGAAGCUCUCCGGUGGGCUGCGUUGGAGAAGCUGCCCACCUACGAUCGCCUCAGAACUAGCAUCUUCAAAUCUUUCAUGGACAAUAAUGGGGUCCCACCUGCGGCGGCUAAUAACACUACCGCCAAACUGGUGCACAUGAAGGAAGUUGAUGUCAGGAAGCUCGACGUCAACGACCGCCAAGAGUUCAUCGAUCGGAUUUUUAGGGUUGCAGAGGAGGAUAACGAGAAGUUCUUGAGAAAGUUCAGAAAUAGGAUUGAUAAGGUGGGGAUACAACUUCCAACGGUGGAAGUGAGGUUUGAGCAUUUGACGGUGGAAGCAGAUUGCUACAUAGGGAACAGAGCACUUCCAACCCUCCCAAACGCAGCCCGCAACAUUGCAGAGUCAGCUCUUGGCUGCCUCGGCAUCUCCUUGGCCAAGAGCACCAAACUUACCAUCCUCAAAGAUGCCUCCGGCAUUAUCAAGCCCUCAAGAAUGACCUUGCUGCUGGGGCCACCGUCAUCCGGCAAGACGACCCUUUUGCUUGCAUUGGCCGCAAAGUUGGACCCAAGCCUGAAGGUUAGAGGAGAAAUAACUUACAACGGGCACGCACUCAACGAGUUUGUGCCGCAGAAGACAUCUGCUUAUAUUAGUCAAAAUGAUGUUCACGUCGGGGAAAUGACCGUUAAAGAAACCCUAGAUUUCUCUGCGAGGUGUCAAGGCGUCGGAUCUCGAUAUGAACUUCUGUCGGAGCUUGCAAGAAGAGAGAAAGAUGCAGGAAUUUUCCCGGAGCCAGAAGUCGAUCUCUUCAUGAAGGCAACAGCUAUGGAAGGGCUUGAGAGUAGUCUCAUCACUGACUACACUUUGAGGAUAUUGGGACUGGAUAUAUGCCGGGACACCAUCGUCGGAGACGAGAUGCAACGGGGGAUUUCCGGCGGCCAGAAAAAGCGAGUCACCACAGGAGAAAUGAUCGUUGGGCCAACGAAAACGUUACUCAUGGACGAGAUAUCAACGGGCCUAGAUAGUUCAACGACGUUUCAAAUAGUCAAGUGUUUGCAGCAAAUUGUUCACCUCACUGAAGCCACCAUUUUGAUGUCCCUCCUCCAGCCUGCUCCUGAGACCUUCGACCUCUUUGAUGACAUCAUCCUCCUCUCCGAAGGCCAAGUUGUAUAUCAAGGCCCUCGAGACCAAGUCCUCGACUUUUUCCAAACUUUCGGGUUUAAGUGCCCUGAGCGAAAGGGGACCGCCGAUUUCCUCCAAGAGGUUACCUCAAGGAAAGACCAAGAGCAGUAUUGGGCCGCCAGAACCAAACCGUACCGGUACGUACCAGUGGCCGAGUUCGCGGCCCGGUUCAAGCGGUUCCAUGUGGGUCUGCGGGUGGAAAACGAGCUCUCCCUCCCUUACGACAAGUCCAGGAGCCACAGGGCCGCCCUCGUCUUCAAGAAAUACUCCGUCCCCAAAGCGGAGCUUCUCCGGGCAACCUUUGACAAGGAAUGGCUGCUCAUCAAGCGAAACUCCUUCGUGUACGUCUUCAAGACGGUGCAGAUCAUUAUCGUCGCCGUCAUCGCCUCCACGGUGUUCUUGCGGACGGAGAUGCACACCAGAAACGAAGACGACGCCGCGCUCUACAUCGGCGCGCUCCUGUUCACCGUCGUCAUCAACAUGUUCAAUGGAUUCGCCGAGAUCUCCCUCACCAUUGCGAGACUUCCGGUGUUUUAUAAGCACAGAGACCUCCGAUUCCACCCCGCCUGGACCUUCACCCUCCCCAAUUUCCUACUACGAGUCCCAAUUUCCGUGUUCGAGUCCAUUGUUUGGAUUGUCAUGACGUAUUACACCAUUGGAUUCGCUCCUGAGGCUAGCAGGUUCUUCAAGCAACUGCUGCUAGUGUUUCUGGUGCAGCAAAUGGCUGCUGGGCUAUUUAGGCUCAUAGCUGGAGUGUGCAGGACUAUGAUCAUAGCCAACACUGGUGGAGCUCUCACUCUCCUCCUUGUCUUUCUGCUGGGAGGGUUUAUCGUUCCUCGAGGUGAAAUUCCCAAGUGGUGGGUGUGGGGAUACUGGAUUUCGCCUAUGACCUACGGCUAUAAUGCCAUAGCUGUGAAUGAGAUGUUUGCUCCGAGGUGGAUAAAUAGACUGGCUUCAGACAAUGUAACACAAUUGGGCGUGGCAGUGCUCAAGAACAUUGAUGUCUUCCAGGACAGGAACUGGUUUUGGAUUGGUUCUGCAGCUCUUGUGGGAUUCACAAUUCUCUUCAAUAUCCUCUUCACUCUGGCGCUUAUGUACCUAAACCCUUUUGGAAAGCCACAAGCAAUAAUAUCAGAAGAAGCUGCAAGCGAAAUGGAGGCUAACCAAGAAGAAACAAAUGGAGAGCCAAGACUAAAAGGAAAUAAGACAAAGAGAGAUGCAGUAGCUGAAUCAUUGUCUCGAUCAUUAUCUUCUUCGGAUGGAAACAACACAAGAGAAAUGGCAAUCACAAGAAUGAGUAGUAGAUCCAAUCCCAAUGGAUUGAGUAGAAAUGCUGACUCAGCUCUUGAGGCAGCAAAUGGGGUUGCUCCCAAGAGAGGAAUGGUUCUUCCCUUUACUCCCCUCUCCAUGUCCUUCGACACCGUAAAUUACUAUGUGGAUAUGCCCCCAGAAAUGAAGGAGCAAGGAGUAACAGAAGACAAGCUCCAAUUACUUCGGGGAGUAACCGGUGCAUUCAGGCCAGGUGUUCUGACUGCACUAAUGGGAGUAAGUGGAGCUGGAAAGACGACAUUGAUGGAUGUUUUAGCGGGAAGAAAGACUGGUGGUUACGUCGAGGGGGAUAUUAAGAUUUCUGGGUUCCCCAAGAAACAAGAAACUUUUGCAAGAAUUUCUGGGUAUUGUGAGCAAACUGAUAUCCACUCUCCCCAAGUCACUGUUCGUGAAUCAUUGAUCUACUCAGCUUUCCUUCGGCUUCCUAAAGAAGUCAGCAAUGACGAAAAAAUGAUUUUUGUGGAUGAAGUGAUGGAACUGGUUGAGCUUGACAAUCUCAAGGAUGCAAUAGUGGGGCUUCCUGGAAUUACGGGUUUGUCGACAGAACAGAGAAAGAGAUUGACAAUAGCAGUAGAGCUUGUUGCCAAUCCCUCGAUCAUUUUCAUGGAUGAACCAACUUCAGGCCUUGAUGCGAGGGCUGCAGCCAUUGUCAUGAGGACUGUGAGAAACACUGUGGAUACUGGAAGAACUGUUGUCUGCACAAUUCAUCAACCUAGUAUUGAUAUCUUUGAGGCCUUUGAUGAGCUGCUUCUGAUGAAAAGAGGAGGACAGGUGAUAUACUCAGGACCAUUGGGCCGGAAUUCCCACAAGAUAAUUGAAUAUUUUGAGUCAAUUCCUGGCAUACCAAAAAUUAAGGAGAAAUACAACCCGGCAACGUGGAUGCUGGAAGUGAGCUCAGUUGCAGCUGAAGCUCGGCUGGGAAUUGAUUUUGCCACACACUACAAAUCAUCCUCCCUGUUUCAAAGAAACAAGGCUCUAGUGAAGGAGUUGAGUACACCACCACCAGGAGCAAAAGACCUUUACUUUCCCUCUCAGUAUUCUCAAUCCACAUGGGGACAGUUCAAAGCCUGUCUUUGGAAGCAAUGGUGGACUUAUUGGAGGAGUCCUGAUUAUAACCUUGUUAGGUAUUUCUUCACCUUGGCUGCAGCCCUCAUGGUUGGGACAAUAUUCUGGAGGGUUGGCACUAAAAGGGGGACGUCAACUGAUUUAUCCAUGAUCAUUGGGGCCAUGUACGCUUCUGUUCUGUUUGUUGGAAUCAAUAAUUGCUCAACAGUUCAACCAAUUGUAGCUGUCGAAAGAACUGUAUUUUAUAGAGAAAGAGCUGCUGGGAUGUAUUCAGCAUUACCUUAUGCCAUUGCACAGGUAAUUGCAGAAAUACCUUAUGUGUUCGUCCAAACAACAUAUUAUACAGUCAUAGUGUAUGCUAUGGUGAGCUUCCAAUGGACGGCAGCCAAAUUCUUCUGGUUCUUCUUUGUCUCCUUCUUCUCCUUCCUCUAUUUCACAUACUAUGGAAUGAUGACAGUCUCCAUCACACCAAACCACCAAGUAGCAGCCAUUUUUGCAGCUGCUUUUUAUGCACUCUUCAAUCUUUUCUCUGGCUUCUUCAUACCCAGACCAAGGAUUCCCAAGUGGUGGAUUUGGUAUUACUGGAUUUGCCCUGUGGCAUGGACUGUUUAUGGAUUGAUUGUUUCACAAUAUGGUGACAUAGAGGAAACCAUAAAGGUGCCAGGUAUCGUGCCCGACCCGACUAUAAAAUGGUAUGUGGAGCACCAUUUUGGGUAUAGCUCGGAUUUCAUGGCACCGGUUGCUGUUGUUUUGGUUGCUUUUACAGCCUUCUUUGCGUUCAUGUAUGCCUACUGCAUUAAGGCACUGAACUUCCAAACAAGAUAGAAGAAAUUUAAUUUCUAUUAGUAAGAAUGGUUCUUUGUAAAUAUUUAUUUAAUUGAAGCCAUUAAUGAUCAUACGUAGAAAGGGUGAUAAUUGUUUAAGAACGAAUCUAGAGAUUUUAUCUUGUAGUUGGUAGGUUGUUUGAGGAGCCUUUUUUUUGGGUCUCUGUUUGCAACUGUAAAGAGGUCCUUGGAUCUAAGGGAAAUAUAUCAGUGCUCGCUGUUUUCACUUUA